UAUUUUGGGUCUUCAUUUGGCCAAAGCUGGAGAUGAGUGCAAUCAUGCUUCUCUUCUUUGAAGUUUAGAUAUCUGGUCAUUAUCCCAAGUAACCAGACUAUCAAAUGGAGGAAACAUUAUGGUUUUAGCGACGAGUCAUGUCAUGGAGCUGUAUAAUCUAAAGUCAUCCACAUUAGUUUGAGUGUGGGCCAAACUGCAGAUCUAACUUAUGGUGAGCCCUGAAUCUAUUUAUGCAAAUUCUCUUUUUAAUUUCUCAUCUCGUGGGUAAAGAAACUUGGAGCCAGGAAUUUUUAUAAAGCUUCACGACUGGUAGUUAGUCAUAGAUUGAAAUCAAGUAUAUCUAGUGCAACACAUUAGUGCAUUUAUUUUCGUCGCAAACCAUCCAUACUUUCCUUCUAUCUACCAUUGUCACCUCAGUUCUUUACAAUUUAUAUUUUCCCUUUUCAUGAGUAAAGGGCAGCUCUACAAACAUAUAUGGACCAUUGCUCAGUCGAAGAUGUUCUAUCCACCAAUAUUGACUUUGACAUAUUAAUCAAUGCCAAAAUAAAGCCACAAAGUUGAUAAUGUUUUUACCUAAUUUCAGAUAUUGCACUGAAGCUGCAGUGAAGCAAUUACAACCUUUGACAGAAUAGGCUUAAAAGUGCAUGUAUAACCCCUCUGGUUAAUUUUUUUUAUUUUAAAGAUUUCUGAGAAAUCAUAUGCUUGCAUUUCUAAUAUGAGCUUGCCUUGUGUCAAAACCUCCUAUAUUUUCAUAAACAAUACUACAAAGAAUCAUGUUUUCUGCUCACCAAUGAAUUCAUACCAUCUACUUCCUCAACAAUCCAAGUUUUACUACAGCUAUAUCGUUACUUGAUGAUAAGUUUAACUUCUUUAAGGACAACAAAGCAUCCAAGCAACGGACUUUUGCUGUGAUAUUGUAAAUUUGAUAAUGUUAGUAAUCGCUAUAUUGAAUAUCUUUGUCUACAAGCUCUGUGAACUUAAUGAAGCCAAGUAUGAUGAUAAAGACAAGAAGAUGGCUUUGCUUCCAUCAGGGCAAAUAUGUCGUCGCUUUUCACUUAAUGAGAUUUAAUGGGCAACACAUAACUUUAAUGAUAAGUAUCUGACAAGAAUGGGAGGCUCCGCGAAAGUCUACAAAGGAAUAAUUGAUUAUGGAGCCACUACUGUUGCUAUAAAAAAAUUGAGUUUUAUUUAAGAACAAGCUGGAGAUUCAGAAUUCUCGACUGAAAUUGAGAUACUCUUCAAGUUUAGGCAGUCUCACUUAGUGAUCCUUAUUGGUUAUUAUGAUAAAUCACAUGAGAUGAUCCUUGUCUUUGAGUAUAUUUCCCAUGGUACACUAUCUGAUCACCUGCAUCGAAGUACUAAAAAAGGUUAUGACUCCUUGUCCUGGAUUCAGCGCUUAAGUAUAUGUACUGGAGCUGCUGCACAGGGGUUGAACCACCUUAACACACUGGUGCAAGCACUCAUUAAAGAGUAAUACAUCAUGGUGUGAAAAGUACAGAUAUUUUGUUGGAUGACAACUUGGAAGCUAAAAUUAUAGAUUUUGGAAUUUCCAAGAUUGUAGAAGCAAAUCAGGGAUUCACUAUGUGUGUACAGCUGUCAGGGGGGCAUUCGGGUACAUGGAUCCAGCAUAAAUUUUGACUGGAAGAUUGACAAGGAAAUCAGAUGUGUAUGCAUUUGGAGUAGUGCUGUUUGAAGUUUUGUCUGGAAGAAGAGCUGUGGAUUUGAGUCAACAUGAUGAGCAAUCAGGUUUAGCUGGACCUGGACAGGAUUGUGUCAAAAAAAGAAGGAUAAAUGAGAUCAUUGAUUCUAAUACGAAAUUUCAGAUUUCGCAAUAUUCUUUAAUGGCUUUUGUGAAAAUUGCAUACCAAUGCUUAAAUAGAAAGUCCAGUUGCUCUGACAAAACUAAAAAAAAGCUCAGCUGCCGACCAACAAUGGCCAAAAUUGUGGUAGUUCUUGAGUUCUCAUUGGCAUUGCAAGAGUUUCCAGAUUCUGGUCUGUUUGUUGGGGCAUUUGGAAGUGAUAGUGUACAAUAUUCUACAGCAGUGGAUGUAGUGUAUGGCGCGCAUCAAAUUAAGUCACUUGAGAUGAAUUGUACUAGGAUAACAUUCUCAAGGAAGAUUUUCUAGAUACUUUCAGCCAUGAUCUGGGUGUUCUGUGAUAUUUGAAGAAAUAUAUCAUUGGGACAAAUCAUUUUCUGGAUUAACAGGCGAUUUAUUGCAUGUCCUUGAUGAAGACACAUUUGCUCCCUCGAGCAGCGGCAUUGGAAUGGCAGUUGCCAUUUAAAGAUUAAAUCCAAACGAAAGAUUCAGAGCUAUGCAGGUAUUUUCACUUAAAAAAAUUUCAGCUGAUUAUCAAAUAGCCAAGGAGUACUAAAAUUGAACUUGAUAACUAUAUCUAGCAUGUCCAUUAAAAAUUGAUUGGGUAGAUGAGUAAUUCCUAGUAGUAUUGCAUGUAUUAAAAUUUCUACGUCCAUAAACUAUGUGUCACAACUCACAGGGCACUGUCCCCAUAUUUUUGAAUUGAAAAGAGUAACUAAUGUAGUUGAGAUAUUUGGUUUUUGAAUUUUGUGGAAGAAGACAGAGGUGGAUCUGUUUGAUAGAUAUUCCCAUCCAAAUCUUGUUAUUGUUAAGCUUCUUGGCUUCACAAUGAAGGGGCCUUAGAAAGAUAUGCAUGCUAAGGUGAGCACUGAUAAUUCAUGUUGAGUUAUGGAUAGUGACUUGUUACAUUUUUAUUUUUAUUUUUGCGAAGAAAUUUAACGGGAAAUUAUAUCACUUUGAACUUUCGAUGAAGGGACAAAAAAAUAAUAAUGUAAACUAGAGUAAAGCAAAUAUGUUUCAUUCAUCUGUUAUAUAAUUUGAGUUUUUAAAAAAAAUUUGAUUUUGUUUUUAUUCUGAUGGACAUCAAUUGCUGUACUACUUUUAGGUCCUGGAGCUGUAUAAUCUAAAAUUGUCCACAUAAUUUUGAGUGUGGGGCAGACUGCAAAUCUAACUUGUGGUGCCCUGAAUCAAUUUAUGCAAAUUAUCUUUCAAUUUCUCAUCUUGUGGGUAAAGAAACUUGGAGCGAGGAUGUUUAUAUUUUCGACUUGCUUCUAGCAUGUCUUGUGUUUGCCAUCUGUGACACUAUUAUUAGGGAAACCCAGCGUACCUAUUGUUCUGAAAUCGUAUAUCUCGGCUACUAUAUUUGCUGUUGAUGCAAAAUUGGUGGGCUGUGUAGGAGUUCUGUUGCUGUGUUAGCAGAUCAAAAACAACUCCCAUAGUUGCUGUUGAUACAGGAUUGGCGACUUAGUUAUUUUUUCUAAGAAUAUGCAAUGAGAAAGACCAACAGACAUUGCUCUUUUCGAAUUCCUAACCCUUAGCCUAUCAUGGAUGUAUAGUAUUUAAUAAAAUACUAUCCAUCCAUAAUAGGGUAAAGGUAUUUGUCCAUUUUUUAGUAUAUAUAAUUAGUAUCGUCCUAACUAAAAUCUAAGAUACAUUGAAAAGAAAUUCUACAAAAUACAUUAUCUUGUGACCUAUAAUUAAUGGUUUAGGGUUCAUCUAAAAUCCACAAUAAAAAAAAUAAAAAUUUAUCAGCCAGCUCACCACAAGAACAGAGUGCAAACAAAAGACAACAACACCAACACGUUUGCAUAAUCUCGUCAAUGUAAUUGCUUCACUGCUAUAUAUUAUUAAGCUCCGUGUUCGCUGGGUUAUAUUAAUAGAUAUUUUUAGGACUUUCUUUAGCCCCAACAUAUUCAUCCUAAUCGUGCAUAUAUGACCAUGCUUGGCUCUCUCGUGAUUCCGUGAUGCUAAAGUGUAUGUUGUUCAUGAUGCUAAAGCGUACAUUGUUCAUGCUUGGGCUCUGCUUUAUGGACUAAUUAUAUUUACUAAACAAUGGACAACAAAGGUUACAAAAGGUUAGUUCUUUCUCCUCCAGUUAUGGUAAUCACAUUUUAUGUCUCAAGCUUUGGUGUCUUUACAGUUUAUAUGACUUUUGGGGACAAUAUUAAUUCAAUUCUGAGCUUCUUGCUGCUUAAAGCUUUAUAAGUGAUAUGCUACUAGAAGAAAUUUAACUUCUCUAAAAUUAUGUUGUACAAUAUGUCACAAUGUAUGUAAGUGUGUGUAGCAGCUGUGUGUUUAGGAAGAGGUAAGGCAGAGAGAGAUUGAACACAAGAGUGCAGUGAACUGUGUGUAUUGUCUAUACUACUACUUCUGCUGCAUUUUCUGUUUUGCUGUGUUAUUACAACGUACAAGAAUGAAGUCCAAGUCUCUUUAUAUAGAUAAACUUAGCUUCUGGUGAAAGCUUGCUACAGUGACUUACUUGGUGGCUACUCUUUCUACAGUAAUUAUGAUGUCACCUUAGUGACAUCAUCUCGUUUAUGUCAUUUUCUAGCUUAUAAUUCAUUUUCUAGCUUAUAUUUAACACAAUAGCAUCCCUUCUCUAUGUUACUCGGACUUUACUAAAAGUGUCCGACAUUGAUACUUCUCCAAGUAUCAUACCCGGCAACAUAUUGAUAAACAUGCAUGUUUUUUGGCCUGAAAUAAGUGUCCAAUUCCGAGUGUCCAUGUCCAUGUCCAAGUGUCGAGUGUCCGACAUGGGUACUCGAAGGUAAAAUGAAGAGUCUGAGUAACAUAACCCCUCUUUAGGUUGUUGAUCCUGUGUUUUUUUACAAUAGUGCCACAAUUUGAAUGUUCUUAUGCAUUGUACAGAGGUGAUUGUGUGCAGGCCGACCCUACUGCAAGUAUUAGGGGCAGAGGGUGUCACAUCGGCAUGCUUCUGUUUCCCUUGAUCACCACAUUGGUGUUGUAAGGAAUCUACUUGAUAAACAGAUUCUUGCAGGAUGAUUACUCCAAGUACAUUUUAGAAUGAUGGUUCAACUAAUGUCACUUGGUUGACAUAGCAGGCUCUGCAUUUGUUGCAAAUCUUCUACUCAUACCAGUGUAUACCAGUGUCUCUCGCAGGAAGCCUCUUGCUUUUUAUAUCUUUCCUGACUCUCUUAUUCAACUAUAAUCAUUAUUUACUUUAUCUUUAAAUAGAUAUAAUAAGAGUUGAUUCGCUUAGGACAACUAAAAGGGUUCAGAAAGUAGUGAACCACGAGAACCCUGAUGAGCUCAACUAUAUAUAUAAUAGAAGACAGGUUUUUUGGCCUGAAAUUCUAAAGAUGUGCUUAGCACCUGUUCAAAAGACAGAAACGUUAAUCCAGUUAUGCUUGACAAAAUACUUGAGUUAUAUUUACUGUAAUUACUUCUUUGCUUUACAGGACCUUUGGCACACAAGGCACUCUUUCUUUUUCUUAAUAUGAACUUUCUAUUACUUCAUCUUAAAUUUUGAAAAUUAUACGAAUUGUUAAUCUAAAGAGUGAAUCAUUGUUUAUAUGUCAGAGGUGCAAGAUGAUGGCAAGCUGGAUUAUGUGUCUGUUGUAAUUUCUACUGGAGAACCGGUCUUGUGGUAUAGGCGUUAAGCGGCCAUAUCUUUAACUUGGCGACGAUAUGGUUCAAGAGAAUUUGAUCAACGAGCAGUUUUUGAUUGAUGCAUACAAGGUGUUUGAUUUAUAUUUUCUAUGAUUUUUUUUGAUUUUGUAAGAUCUUCUCAAACUUUUAUACUCUUUUCAUUCCAACUCACAUGUUUUUUCCUUUGUAAUCUCUCUUCACUGUUUAUUCUAUUUUUUUUUUUGAGAAUGGCCAGUAGAAGCUCUGUGUAUUGGCGGUCAUGUUUAUCGGGUCUUGAUACAUCAAAUUUGUACUCUGGCUAGUGAAGUUUAAAUCUUGAAUAAUCAAUUUUUGUAUUAGUCUGUGUGACCAUGGCACAAGCUGCUGUCCUGGACAUCAUUGUGAUUGUAAAAAAAUUUCUUGAAGCUGCAAAAGUGGCUCGAAGUAAUGCUUCCUACAGAAUUUCUGAUGCAUCAGCUGUUGGAACUCUUGUGGGAGAUAUAGCUUUGUGGGAAGUGGAUUCUGGCAAGAUGGCCCUACGACCUCCGCUGCCAUGGGACACUGAAUCACUUUCGCCAGAAUUAUUGUUAGCAUUUGAAGAAGCUUCAAUCUCAGUAUGUCGUGUAAGAUGGAACCAGGAUGGAACUUUAUUUGGAGUUGCAUACUCAAAGCACAUUAUUCAGCUCUAUUCCUGUCCUGGUACUGGGAAAAUUGUGCGACAUAAAGAGUUUGAACCCGAUACUUGGUGCAUUGUAAGUAGACACUUAACCAUCGCAGCAACACACCUCAGCUGCUGUUCUGUUUUCAUCUUCGUUCCCUGCUUUGUGCAGCACCUGGGGUUUUACAGUUUGAAAUAUGUGAAUUUGUUGAAAUCAUACACCAGGAGAAGCAUUUUCAAAAAGUCAUAUGAGUAUACAAGCAGAAGCUCAAUGAAAAGUACUCCACGUUUUAAGUGAAAUGAGCGACGUCAAUUUGAGACGGUUAAAAGAUGACAUAAGAACAGAAAGACAAGGUUUGGUUAGCUCAACUGUUAAGUUCUUAUCGAGUAAUAGAACGAGAUGGUCCUGUCUAGAUGGGUUUUGAAGGUAAUGUGUCUCAGAAGGUGGUGAAGGGUGAUGCUAACCCAGGUCCAAGCCAUGUGCCCGACGAUGUUUAACUCCGGGGAUUAUGAGUUUAGUUUUUAUCUCAGUUUAUCUACGUGUUUUAGGAGUCUAGGUUUUGAUCUCAGUUUUUCUUUCUCUGUUAUUGCUCUUUUGCAUGGGUUGCAUAGCCUUAGUACCUUUUGAUGUAUACGAAUUCCCAGAAAUUAUCAACAGUUUCAACAAGCAGAAAUAUCAGGGACGGAGGGAAAGGGGGUAUGGGGUGGUCUUGGCCCCCCAAAACCUUUCCCAAGUCCUUUUAUAUAAUCAAUUUAUAUGAUUAAAAUUCAUAA
Daucus carota subsp. sativus is the source of this 6837-nucleotide messenger RNA. RefSeq lists its product as uncharacterized. The transcript has 12 exons. Bases 5777 to 6361 code for a protein of 194 amino acids. Gene Ontology annotation, biological process: regulation of DNA-templated transcription. NCBI's taxonomy places the organism in Eukaryota, Viridiplantae, Streptophyta, Magnoliopsida, Apiales, Apiaceae. Gene Ontology annotation, molecular function: protein binding. The record is from RefSeq and is a predicted model, not a curated record.